Molecule: messenger RNA, 3870 nt
Organism: Ylistrum balloti
Lineage: Eukaryota; Metazoa; Mollusca; Bivalvia; Pectinida; Pectinidae
Product: ankyrin repeat domain-containing protein 50-like
Exons: 4
Coding region: 1-3870 (1289 amino acids)
Molecular function (GO): protein binding
Source: RefSeq, a predicted model, not a curated record
AUGUAUGAACUAUAUCGGCAGAUCAAAGAUUCCCGUUUUUCCAACUGGCUUGAUGUUGCUGUGGGCGUAUCAAUUACAACAAAAGGAAUAUCAGACUAUCUGGAAGCCACUAUCGUGUCUUUACAUCACGAUAUAAAAUAUGGAGCAUGCGCAGGACUGCCGAAUUGUAGACAUAACUGUAGCAGGACUGAACAGAACCUUUCUUCGUGGUGUCCUACAUGUAAGGACUGGAAGAAACAAAUCAUGCUGCACAACAAAUACAAAACGAGAGACAGACAGAUCAAGUGGAGUGAGAUCAAUUCUUCGCAAUGGCCAUAUGAUAUCAACGAAAUGGUAAAAGUGUUCGCCCCUGAUUGGUGGAAAGCUAGGACACCUUACACAGAAGACCUAUCUGUAGCUUUGCAUGUGUUUCAUAACUGUAAGAAAUUUAACAUUCUUUUCGAACCUUGUCAACGUGUACGAGGUGUAAGGAAUGCUCUUUUUGCACAUGGACAACUUGAAGCAUCAGAUAUUGAAAAGAAACAGGCUUUGAUAGUCCUAGUUGCAUUUCUUAAACAACCGGAAAUUUCUAGAACAGUAUCCGGUAAACUCGCCAUUUCACAGCUAAAAAGAUUAAGGUCCAAUAGUGUCAUCAAUCUGAUAACCAAGGAGGAAUCUUUCAAACAACACCUAGCCAAAGCUCUUAACCCUAUAAAUAUGGAGGAUACCUCAAUGCUUGGCCAAAAUGACAUCAUCCAGGAAAUGAGAUUGCAAUUAUAUAAACCUAAGGAGGAUAUUGUAAAUAGAAUAUCGCGACGGCCAGCGGCACUAAUUGGAGUGUUUGUACUUUCACUUCUCCUGUUUACAUUCCUGUUUACGUUUUACUGGAACAAGUCCGUUAAUACAGGAUUAAAAGAAAAAGAUUGUCUGCCGAUGACUUUUUCUAGCCCCUGUCCUUGGAAACCUGAUUUCACCUUCGACAGCUAUCUUAGCGAUAGAUCCACUCUAUUCGGACGGAAGUGGCUCAUCAACAAAAUUCAGUUCUCGUUAAUGGCUACAUCAUUGAGAGGUAUCAUGCUCACUGCGGAAAUGGGAUACGGUAAAUCUACUUUAGUAUCUAAUCUACUUUGUGACGAUGAACUGUUUGGUGGUUCUAGAUUACACAAGUACGUGUUAUCAUAUCAUAUCUGUAAAUUUGAUGUAAUCAGCACACAGAAACCAGAGUAUUUUAUCAAAAAUCUCGUUGGUAUGUUGAUAAGUAAAUUGCCAGAGGCAGGAAAUGCCAUUUUGACUGAUGAACUAGCGAUGAGGUUUUUACAAACCAGUAAAUGUGCGGAGGAUCCUGUUGGUUGUAUUGAUGUCGCAAUCAUUCAUCCUUUACGCACACUAACAUUUAAUGAGGAAAGGUAUGUUAUCAUUGACGCAAUGGAUGAAUGUGGAGAAUCUGCCGCCAUUACUAUGUCUCUUCUCGAUGUUUUGUCUAAAAGAAUUAGUAAAUUGCCAUGGUGGCUAAAAUUCUUUAUAACAUCUAGAGACAUAAACAGAGUAACGAGUAAAUUGCCUGGAAUGCAAUUACUUCAUGAAACUUCCAAAAAUAACCAGAAUCGAAAAGAUAUCGCCAUGUUUAUCGAUAGCGUUAUGUCCAUACACCAAACAUCAUUAACACGAUUGUUUGGAGAAUAUAUUGAUACUAAGAAGGUAAGAAAACACAUUUUAAGGAUAGGUGGAUCAAAUUUUUUAUAUGUAGACCUCGCUGUUAAAUUUUGGAUUGAAUCACCGCACAGCAAAUUGUCAGAUAUUCCUCAAUCUCUUAAUGAGUUUUAUGCUAUGAAUUUAGAUCGUGUUUUUGGCGAUAAUGAACACUUGUAUGGCCUUGCCAGAAAUGUGUUCGAGGUGUUAUGCAUUUCAUAUCAGGGAUUAGAACUGGAGGAAUUAGAAGCUAUUUUAAAUGUAACAGCAUAUCCAUAUGAACUGAGAAAUCUUCUUGGAAACCAAAUUGCGCAUUUCGUCACACACAAACAUUACAUAAGAAUAUAUCACAAAGCCAUUUGUGAUUAUCUUACUAAUAACGGUUCUGCCUAUCAUAAGUAUCAUAUUUCUAUCUCUAACGGCCACACACUCUUUGCAAAUUAUCUUUUAAGGGAAUACAACAAUAGUAUUGAAAACAUUCUUGAUCUGUUCAUUCACGUCGCCGAGUCAAAAGAUUCUGAUCUCCUACAUUCUCUCCAACAUAGCAAUUAUUUUCUGAGAAUGAAUUUGUCUUCGAUCAAACAUCUUCAUCAAAUGGCCAAAACUAGAAAUUCCUUUCUGGGUACCAAAUUACUAAUCAGAGCUCUUGGGCGACAACAUAUCGAUAGCUUAACAUCCGCCAACGUUACAGCUACUUUUCUCGCGGCGGCAUUUGGAAAUUCGGAAACUCUUCGAGCGUUGAUUGACGAGAACGGAAACUAUUCGUUCAGAGUAGCAAAUCCUCCAAACAAAGGGGGAUUAGAAGACGCGGUCAAUCACUGUAAAUAUAAAACAUUGUGGGGAUAUGGUUUACUAGAUAUCGCAUCUCAAAAUGGACAUACAGAGGUAAUUAAUUUGUUAUUGGCUAAAAAUCAGACAUUGCUUUAUUCUAAAAAUGGACUAGGUCUUACUGCUGUUCAUUUAGCUGCCGAACAUGGCCAUGUACAUAUUUUAGAUACGUUUUUGGAAAAAGAUAAUACUCAAGCCGAUCACCAUUCGCUUUAUUUGGCAUCUAAGAAUGGUCAUCUUUUAUCUGUUAAAACCCUGUUAAGACACGGUGUUAAGGAUUCGUGUGUUUGCUGUGGAGAUAAAUUACAUUGGAUAAGUAAUAACACGAAAAGAAUGCAGUGGCAUCCGUGUUAUAAUACAAGUGAUGGGAUUCAAUGUGUAACAUAUAUAGAGGAUGAAAAUGCUACGUUUGUUCUAAAUGACGAUUUGCGAUUAGUGAAAUGUACAACCGCAUUAGAAAUUGCCUUGCAAAAUGGCUACAACAAAAUCGCAUCUCAUCUACUUUUACAAAUUCCAAAUGCCCUCUCUUGUCGGGAGUAUGGGGGGAGGACUGCAUUUCUUACAGCAGUUAAAUAUAAUCAAUCCGAUGUAGUCGAUAUCAUGCUAAAGAAAGGAGCAAAUGUUACCGACAAAUGUGAACGGGCAUUUAAUGUAACCGUAAGAUAUUCCUUGAGUUUUUUCAGUGUCAAUGAGAUAAUCGCGUUAGAGAAUGAUAUGUGUCCACUAGGGACAACAGUAGAACAUUUCGUCGCAACGAGUGGUAAUAAAGAUAUAGCUGAGCGUUUGCGUAAUAAAGGUAUCUAUUUGAAUUGGAGAGUCCAAGAUGAAUCGGGUAAUACGCCAUUACAUUAUGCAGCUUGUAAUAAUGAGUGGGAAAUGCUUAUCUAUAUGAUAAAUACUGGGAAUGGCGAUAUAUAUCUGGAAGCGAAAAACGGAUCGCUGCCGAUACAUUCUGCCGUUCUUUGUAAUGCGAUUAUGUCGUAUGCUGCUCUUCAACAAUAUCAUGUAAGAUCAAACAGAAUACUGAUAGACAAUGAAGGCAGAGAGGAGAUGUUUAAUGUUCUAAAAUCCAAAACUAUGAGGUUUUGGGAUACAUGUUACGACAGAGAUGGUUACAAUAUACUUCAUCAUGCAGUUAUGGGUGGUAACUAUGAGACAGUGAAAUUCUUGCUUAGUAAUGGUCUGACGCUUAGUGGACCUCCUUUAUCUAAAGUUACUGAUCUGAUUUCCCUUGGUGUGACACAUGCAGAUAUAUAUGAAUAUGGUCACUUAGAAUCACGUCCUUGGAUGCAUGACUGUAAGUUAUUGAAUGUGUUUAGCUGGGUUUUCCGCCCUGUCAACAGCGGCGAGUCCUACGCUCUGAACCCUACCUAA